Molecule: messenger RNA, 1942 nt
Organism: Ostrea edulis (European flat oyster)
Lineage: Eukaryota; Metazoa; Mollusca; Bivalvia; Ostreida; Ostreidae
Exons: 2
Coding region: 54-1700 (548 amino acids)
Biological process (GO): proton transmembrane transport
Cellular component (GO): membrane
Molecular function (GO): proton channel activity
Source: RefSeq, a predicted model, not a curated record
UGAAAAACGUUUUGUCGAUACCAAGUACGUAUAUCGUGAAGUACGUACCGUGCAUGCAUGUGAAUGAAUGUAGAAACGAAAGUUUGAUGGGAUGUAGACAGUGUAUCAUUAUGCCGACUGAAAUUUCCCAUGACGAAUGUGGCGAUGAUCCGGAGGUUUCAAGAAAUUGCAGUUUUACAGUUUCCCCGGCGUCUGUUGUGCUAGGUACUUCUUGUGUAAUAGUUUGCAUUGUAGUUAUUGCCGUUGCCACGACUACGUCUAAUUUCCAUGACAACCAUCCAAUCGUAUGGAGUAUUGUGGCUAUUACUAGUAUACUUAGUACCAUACUCACGAUUGUGAUCUGGAAAAGGAUACACACACUCGGACAAAACUCUUUGGACUACAGAAUACUGGACGUUGCCAUCAAACCUAAAAUUUUGUUUCUGUGGAUUUUUGGAUUCGCGAAGAUCUUUUCCUCGACACUUGAGAUUGCUGUUGGGUUUCACUGCGUGAACCACAGCGAGAAACAAAUGUUUCCUGGUGAAAUAUUUCUAUCAAUCUUUACAAACUUUUCGGAAAUCGCUUUCGUCAUAUCCCAACUGUGCUUCUUAAGUUCUUAUUCAACAUGCAAAUUGAAGGCAGAUAAUUUUGUAAAUAUUGGACUGUGGACUAUUUUACUGACCCUCAUAGUACAAUGGUUUAAAACGCUUUUCACCACUUUGGCACGGAAUAAUAUGAUAAACGAUAUUACAAUGAACGAUACCAGGAACAGUUGUUUCCAAACUGAUGGAUUCAAGGUGAUCGAAAAGAGUAUCUUACCAUAUACAGAACCUAUGUCAACAGAAUAUGGUCUUCUUGCAGUAGGGAUUAUACUGAGAUUGGCGCCAUUUUUUGACUGCAGUGGAACAACAUUACAAUCUGAAUACCAAGACGUAGAGCAGACCCCAUUGUUGAGGGUUCAUAAUUUCGGUACAGCAGCUUCCUACAGGACUCCAAUAUACAACUGUCACCACGAUUCCACAGAAGUGAUGAACAGGAAUCAGUUUCAAAUACCUUCAUUUUACUGCUGUCUUCUAACAGCAUUCAUCUCUUGCCUUCCUAUUUUGGUAACAAUUAUUCUGAAUGCCUACGAAGGAACGGAAGUACAAUUUGCCUUGGGAGUUGUGCAGUUCGUCUUUAAAGUUGAACUCACUACUCUAACCAUUUUAAGCUGCUAUUUGUGGUAUAAACAAUACGGGAAACAUAAUAUCUGCAUUCAGAAAUACGAUGGAAAACUUACUCUUCUUUUGAGUACAGCAGGGACUUUGAUUCAUUUCACAUUUGGACUAAUUGCUGGUGUUAUUCAUGAAAAGCAAGAAAAGUCUAGUGAUGCAACAUUUCUCAUUCUUCAAAAAGUUCUGGAAAUUGUCAUCGUUGUUAUUCAGACAUUUUUGAUUCUGAGAGUGCAAAGGCUGCGCACAGUUCAUGUUAACAGACAACCAAGAUGCCUGUCGGUUGGCAAGUUGUUCUACGUAUUUUACCUUAUGCGUGUCAUCAUGUGGAUCGCAGACAGCUAUAUUGGUAAAAACACAGGAAAGAUUAUGCCAAUUGAGUCAGAAGUGUAUGGGGACAAAUUCUGGAAAACUGUUAAUGAUAUGCUAUAUCCAUUUACUAUGUUCUAUUUAUUUCACACUGCAAUUGAUUUCUAUCAAAUGCACAUCAAAUAUGAGAAAUCUAUUUAGCACAAAGUUACCUGAAAACUCUUAUACUUGUACAAAAAACAUGAUUAGAUUGUAAAUAUUGGAUCGUCGAUUAUAGUAUCUAAUGAAACACGGUUGUAUUGCCAAUUUAUUCGAUCUUCCUUAAGUUUGGUCGGUUAAUUUCAUUCACCAAUUUUGUUGAUAUGACGUGAACCAAAUAACCCACCUUGUAAUAUAAAACAGCAUGUAAGAUUGUCAUCGAAUAAAGUAUGGAUCAGAUCUAA